Molecule: messenger RNA, 1464 nt
Organism: Aspergillus candidus
Lineage: Eukaryota; Fungi; Ascomycota; Eurotiomycetes; Eurotiales; Aspergillaceae
Product: glycoside hydrolase family 71 protein
Exons: 4
Coding region: 1-1464 (487 amino acids)
Biological process (GO): mating projection tip cell wall disassembly
Molecular function (GO): glucan endo-1,3-alpha-glucosidase activity
Source: RefSeq, a predicted model, not a curated record
AUGCUGGCAAGGGUACUCUCUCUCGCACUGGCCUGCCUCUCAGCCCUAGCCAGUGCCAUCCCAGCCCCAGAUGUAUCCGCAACCAACGACCGGCUCGUCUUCUGCCACUUCAUGAUCGGCAUAACCAGCAACCGCCACAGCGCCUCCGACUACGACGACGACAUGAAGCGCGCCAAAGCCCUCGGCAUCGACGCCUUCGCGCUCAACAUCGGCGUCGACCCCUACACAGACGCGCAGCUCAACCUCGCCUACGAAUCCGCCGCCAACAACGACAUGAAAGUCUUCAUCUCCUUCGACUUCAACUGGUACCACACGGGCCAGGCCUCCGCCGUCGGCGACAAAAUCAAGCAGUACGCCAGCCGCCCCGCCCAGCUCAAAGUCGACGGCAAGGUGUUCGUGUCUUCGUUCGCCGGCGACGGCAUCGAUGUCCCCCAGAUUAAGGCCAGCGCGGGGCAAGACAUCUUCUUUGCGCCGAAUUUCCACCCCGGUCAGGGCGAUUUCGGCGCUAUUGACGGUGCGCUGAAUUGGAUGGCUUGGGAUAAUGAUGGGAAUAAUAAGGCUCCGACGCAGGGUCAUAAUGUUACUGUUGCGGAGGGGGAUAAGGCUUAUAAUGAUGCGUUGAAGGGGAAGCCUUAUAUUGCUCCGGUCUCCGGCUGGUUCUUCACUCAUUUCGGCGGCGAAGUAUCCUACAGCAAGAACUGGGUCUUCCCUGGUGAUCUGCUCUGGUAUAACCGCUGGCAGGAGAUCCUGACCCUUGGGCCCCGGUUUGUGGAGAUCGUCACCUGGAAUGACUACGGCGAGUCGCACUAUAUCGGACCAUUGUCGUCGCCUCAUACAGACGAUGGGGCGUCGAAAUGGGUGAUGGAUAUGCCCCACGGCGGCUGGCUCGAAAUGUCCAAACCCUUCAUCGCAGCCUACAAAGCCGGCGACAAAUCCCCAGACAAGUACAUCACCGACGAAAAGCUCAUCUACUGGUACCGGCCGACGCCACGCGACAUCAGCUGCGACGAAACCGACACAACAAUGCAAGGAAGCCCGAACAACGCCAGCGGGAACUUCUUCCGCGGCCGGCCGAACGGAUGGGAGACGAUGAAAGACGCGGUGUUCGUCGUGUCGCUGCUGAAAUCAGGCGGCACGGUGGAGGUGCGCUCGGGCGACAAGACGGAGUCGUUUGAGGCGCCUGCGGGAGCGGCGGCGUUCACGGCGCCCAUGGGGCUCGGCAAGCAGCAUUUCUCGCUGAGUCGCGAUGGGAAGGCUGUUAUGGGUGAGGCGAGUUUGAAGGAGAUUGUGGAUGAGUGUAUUUGUGGGCUUUAUAACUUCAAUCCUUAUGUGGGCACUGUGCCGGCUGAGGAACCGGUUGAUAAGUUGCUUGCGGAUGGGUUGGCGAUGCUGUCGCAGGGUUUGAAGGCGCCUUGUCCGACGAAUACACUGGGGGUUGCUGCUGCUGCUGCUGCUACGGCUUAG